Protopolystoma xenopodis is the source of this 402-nucleotide messenger RNA. The record is from the annotation of a GenBank genome assembly. NCBI's taxonomy places the organism in Eukaryota, Metazoa, Platyhelminthes, Monogenea, Polystomatidea, Polystomatidae.
AUGGAACCCCUUCGAAGCCCGAGCACCCUUGAUUCAACGCUUACUCUGGAUUGUACAAAGGCCAAUGGGACAGUCUCUCGUAUAAACGACAGUCAUUCAGUGGCAAUAACUUCGGCUCGGUCCAUGAAUGGCGCGGAGAUAUGUUCUUCUAACCGGCUCGAUACGCGCAAUGUCGCAAGUCGUUUUCCUUUGGAUGAUAAUGCCGUUUAUAACCGUAGCCCUCUCAGUGUCUGGCGAGAUGAUACUUUUGCUGCUUCUUCAGUCUCGGAUGGUCUUAGAUGGUUUAAAGAUGGCGUCGAUCGAACUUCCGAGAUGAGAUUUUCUGAUGAUUGGUCAGAGAACCCGAUUCGAUCAGUCUACUUAACACUGCACAACUUCUAUCGACAGGUACGUACUAGAUAG